Molecule: messenger RNA, 690 nt
Organism: Trypanosoma cruzi
Lineage: Eukaryota; Euglenozoa; Kinetoplastea; Trypanosomatida; Trypanosomatidae
Exons: 1
Coding region: 1-690 (229 amino acids)
Source: RefSeq, a predicted model, not a curated record
AUGGAACCGCUUAAUGAUGCCGUCUCUACGGAUCAGCGGGACGCACUGCACCGCACCCUCUACCUGCGUCGUGAGUAUGCACUCGUUGCAAAUUGCGGAGAAUUUGAUGAUAUUCUGCUGGUUCCGCCCCAAAACGACUCCGGUAAACAAAACGACUGUUGGAGGGGGUUAGUGGCUGUAAGUAAUUCCCCCUCACCGUGGUACGGCGGCUUUUUUGCCUUCCUUGUGCAGCUGCCACCGAAGUACCCAUUCGAGUCGCCAUCAGUACGCAUGGAGAAAGGCUUCAAGAGUCAUCCCCUCCUGCUGGAAGACAGCGAAGGGAAGAGGUGCAUUUUGCCAUUUGACGAGAUUUAUUUGGGUCUUGAUCCGAUGCGUGUGUCGGUGAUGGCGCGACUGCUGCACCACGUGCGGUCCAUGUUUUACCCAUCGGAGUGGCCAACGGCGGUGCUUGUCAACAAGGCUCUUGCUAGGUGCGAUGUGGAGCGGCGCAGCGUGACGCAGGAAGUCGUGUUGGGGAAGCCGUAUGUGGAAUAUCUUUCCCGGGAGGCGGUUGCUUUUUUUUCCAACCCCGACUGCUUUCGAGACGGCGAGCUCCAAAUGGAGGCAUCGGGGUUUCAAGAAAAGUGGGAAAAGGCUUUUUCUCUCUGGCUGGGUCGCUCAUGGCUUCCUGCCGUUCGUCUGUUGCAGUGA